AUGCUUAACCACACAAAGAGGAAUCUUAUCACUAUUGUGUGUUUUACUUUUCCUUGCAGUUGUUCAGUGAGUUGCUUUAAGAGACACAAAGAUGCUGAUUCAUGUCACCCAGUCAAAGAAACAGCAGCACCUGUCAGCACCCCAACAACACCUGUGAGCAGUGCCGAACUGCCGUGGACUGUUGAUGAUCUUCUUGACGAAGACAGUCAGAGUGACAAAGUGCCCUUACAGAAGCUUCAGCGGCUAGGUGAGUCCGAGGCGCUGAAGGCUCUGCUGUGGAAUCCACAUCUCCGACAGGUGAUGAUGUCAGUGGACUCGGCUGAAGAUAAAGCCAAAGCCGUGAGGAAUGCCAUGCAGGAGCCACUGUUUGUGGAGUUCGCUGAUCAAUGCUUAAGAACGAUUGAACCAGCACAAACGGAAGAAAAGGAUGAUGAUGAUGAUGAUGAUGAAUGAGCUCAUCGUCACAUAUGGAGCGAUUCAUUUCUGUUUUUGGUCAUAAAUGCACAUUUUACACACGUAAAUAAAUAUUUCAUAACGCUUGAGGCAUUUAUGGAGGUGUGGUCUCCUGAGGGAUAUGAAAAUUUAAAGGGACAGUUCACCCAAAAAUAAACAUUCUCUCAUUAUUUCCUCACCCUCAUGUCAUCCCAGAUGUCUUUGACUUUCUUUCUUCUCCAGAACACAAAUUAAGAUUUUUAGAAGAAUAUUUCAGCUCUGUAGGUCAGUACAAUGCAAGUAAAUGGUGACCAGAACUUUGAAGCUCCAAAAAGCACAUAAAUGCAGCAUAAAAGUACUCCAUAAGACUCCAGUGGUUUAAUCCAUGUCUUCAGAAGUGAUAUGAUAGAUGUGGGAGAGAAACACAUCAAUAUUUAAGUGCUUUUUUACUAUAAAUCUACACUUUCACUUUCACAUUCUUGUUUUGUUUACAUUUAUACAUUUGGCAGAUGCUUUUGUCCAAAGUGACUUACAGUGCACUUAUUACAGGGACAAUCCCCCCGGAGCAACCUGGAGUUAAGUGCCUUACUCAAGGACACAAUGGUGGUGACUGUGGGGAUCAAACCAGCAACCUUCUGAGUACCAAUGUAUUAUACAGAGCACUUAUUACAGGGACAAUCCCCCCGGAGCAACCUGGAGUUAAGUGUCUUACUCAAGGACACAAUGGUGGUGACUGUGGGGAUCAAACCAGCAACCUUCUGAGUACCAAUGUAUUAUACAGAGCACUUAUUACAGGGACAAUCCCCCCGGAGCAACCUGGAGUUAAGUGUCUUACUCAAGGACACAAUGGUGGUGACUGUGGGGAUCAAACCAGCAACCUUCUGAGUACCAAUGUAUUAUACAGAGCACUUAUUACAGGGACAAUCCCCCCGGAACAACCUGGAGUUAAGUGUCUUACUCAAGGACACAAUGGUGGUGAC
Messenger RNA from Xyrauchen texanus (razorback sucker), 1412 nucleotides. Its product is annotated as zinc finger HIT domain-containing protein 3-like. The record is from RefSeq and is a predicted model, not a curated record. Gene Ontology annotation, cellular component: pre-snoRNP complex; nucleus. Gene Ontology annotation, molecular function: protein binding. Gene Ontology annotation, biological process: box C/D snoRNP assembly; snoRNA localization; maturation of LSU-rRNA from tricistronic rRNA transcript (SSU-rRNA, 5.8S rRNA, LSU-rRNA). Lineage: Eukaryota; Metazoa; Chordata; Actinopteri; Cypriniformes; Catostomidae. Bases 1 to 453 code for a protein of 150 amino acids. The transcript is spliced from 5 exons.